CGCCCUGCGACCUGGAGCCGGACGAGCCUGCGCGUGCUGACCGCACCGCACCCCGCUUAGGCGGCCGCCCACCCCCGCCUCGCCCGGAGCAUCUCCGCGAAUGGCUGGUCCUUAGGCAGAGCGCAAGCAGCCGAAGCCGGGCGCCGCGGAGCAAGCAGCCGAGGCCGGGCGCCGCGGAGGAUGGCGACCCUCUGGCGCCUGUCCCUCCGGGUCUGCUUGCCACACUUCAGGUGCUUUGAGCUCAGGGAGGAACUCGGCCUUGCCAGGCCGCUGCGAUGCUCUCGCAGUGCCAGACUAUGCUGGUUUCUGCUGGGUACUCUGCCCAGAUGUGUCUCAGCCCACGGGGAUGCUGGAGAGGGGGCGCCUGGCAGCAGCUUGUGCCGGAGAAAGAGCCGCUGGAGCGACCUGGCUGACAACGGACGGGAGGGAGAGCCCCAAGCCGGGCCUCUGGGCCGCGUCUUCCUGGGCCUCCGCCUAGGGCUCCGCGCUGGCGUCCUCUUGGCCAAGUUCUUCCCCCUGCUCUUGUUGUACCCUCUCACCUACCUGGCUCCCGGCCUCUCCACCCUCUGGUUCCAUCUGCUUUUGAAAGCCACGGAGACCUCAGGCCCAACAUACAUCAAAUUGGGCCAAUGGGCCAGCACCCGGCACGAUCUCUUUUCAGAGGCUUUCUGUGCCCAGUUCUCCAAACUGCAUGUCCAGGUGGCCCCCCACCCCUGGGCCCACACGGAGAGCUUACUCCAGCAGGCCUUUGGGGAGGAUUGGGGCAGCCUCCUCUCUUUUGAUACGCAGGAGCCUGUGGGCUCAGGUUGUGUGGCGCAAGUGUACAAAGCGUUCGCCAGCACUACCUUGCUGGAGAAGGACAGACUCUGGAGACUUGGGGGACCCUCUGUCCCACAGCUGUCCUCAGCAACCCAGGCAGUCCGGAUGCAGAGAGCGCCCUUUGCGAAGGAGUGUAAGCCUUCGGAAAACCUUGCCGACGAAGCGUUUCUAGCAAAGCUGCUUUUCCCUAACCCCGUUAGAUCAGAAGUGGGCACAUCUCAGGUUCCUGGCCGUCCGCCUAAGUCAGACCACCUCAUCCCCGUGGCAGUGAAGGUGUUACACCCUGGCCUGCUCACUCAGGUGUACAUGGAUUUACUGCUGAUGAAGAUGGGCAGCCACACCCUGGGGCUUCUCCCGGGAGUCAAAUGGCUUAGCUUGCCUGAGAUUGUGGAGGAAUUUGAGAAGCUCAUGGUCCAACAGACAGACCUGCGUUAUGAAGCGCGGAAUCUAGAACACUUUCAGCACAACUUCGAGAACAUGGCGUCUGUGAAGUUCCCUACCCCGCUGCACCCCCUCGUUUCUCGGGACAUACUGGUGGAAACAUACGAAGAGAGUGUCCCAGUGUCCAGUUACCAGCAGGCAGGAACCCCCGCACACCUGAAGAGGAAGAUCGCACAGCUGGGCAUCAACAUGCUUCUGAAGAUGAUAUUUGUGGAUAACUUCGUGCACGGAGACCUUCACCCCGGGAACAUCCUGGUCCAGGGUGCUGAUGGAUUGUCCCCAAGCCUGGAGACUCACCAGCAGCAGGUGAACGUCAGCGACACACUGGUGGCUUCCACGGCACCUGCCCUGUGCCCACUGCGCCUGGUGCUGUUGGAUGCUGGCAUUGUGGCAGAGUUGCAGGCUUCAGACCUGAGGAAUUUCCGGGCAGUUUUCCUGGCUGUAGCCCUGGGGCAGGGUCACAAAGUAGCCGAGCUCAUCCUGCACCAUGCCCGGGCCAAUGAGUGCGAGGAUGUGGAGAGGUUCAAAGCUGAGAUGGCUACCCUGGUGACCCAGGCCAGGAAGAACACCCUCACACUGGAGAAGCUUCACGUUUCCAGCCUCCUCUCCAGUGUUUUUAAGCUUCUGAUGACCCACAAGGUAAAGCUCGAGAGCAACUUUGCCUCCAUUGUGUUCGCCAUCAUGGUGCUGGAGGGGCUCGGCCGCUCGCUGGACCCCAAGCUGGACGUCCUGGAGGCAGCAAAGCCCUUUCUCCUCCAAGGGGGAGGGUUCCUGUGACUAUGGCGGCGGGCACACGGCGAAGGCAGGUCCUCAGGUCCGUCCUUUGGCAGCUGUGACGUCUAAAGAUGGGUUGUGUGGCAGAAACACCCGGAGACCUAGCUUCAGGAUCUGUUGAAGAAACUUUGGGUUAUUUAGGGUUAAAGGGAGGGAAGCUAGAACUGGUGCCAGAGAGACCAUUCCAGGACAAAUGUCCUGCAGAAGACGACAAAAUACACAUACUUAUUUUGUUUU
Molecule: messenger RNA, 2271 nt
Organism: Phodopus roborovskii (desert hamster)
Lineage: Eukaryota; Metazoa; Chordata; Mammalia; Rodentia; Cricetidae
Gene: Adck2
Product: aarF domain containing kinase 2
Exons: 8
Coding region: 181-2037 (618 amino acids)
Cellular component (GO): mitochondrion
Source: RefSeq, a predicted model, not a curated record